Vicia villosa (hairy vetch) is the source of this 2578-nucleotide messenger RNA. RefSeq names its product zinc finger BED domain-containing protein RICESLEEPER 2-like. The record is from RefSeq and is a predicted model, not a curated record. Gene Ontology annotation, molecular function: DNA binding; protein dimerization activity. Bases 184 to 2208 code for a protein of 674 amino acids. NCBI's taxonomy places the organism in Eukaryota, Viridiplantae, Streptophyta, Magnoliopsida, Fabales, Fabaceae. The transcript has 2 exons.
GUUUUAACAUUUUAACGAAAGAAGAAGAAUAGGAGUUACUGUGUCAGAGAUUGAUUUUUCUUUCUCUUCUUUCUUCCUCCUCUUUCAUUUUUUUUCAUCAAAUUAGGGUUUUCAGCGAAAACCUAUUCGUUGUUUAUUCUUCGCCACGCAUCACCGAAACCGAACCACUACACGGUUCAUGCGAUGGACAUGUCUGAUGCUGUGAUUGUCAAAUCUAGUAGGUUGAAAUCUGUUGUAUGGAAUGAUUUUGACAGGAUUAAAAAAGGCGACACAUGUGUGGCUGUUUGUAGGCAUUGUAAAAAGAAGCUGAGUGGAUCAAGUACGAGUGGAACGUCACAUCUAAGGAACCAUUUAAUCAGGUGUCAGAGAAGGUCUAACCAUGGUCUAGCGCAAUACAUUACAGCGAGAGAAAAGAGAAAGGAAGGGACUCUUGCAAUUGCAAAUUUCAAUUUGGAUCAAGAUUCAAACAAAGAUGAUACCCUUAACCUUGUGAAUAUCAAAUUUGAGCAGGCACAGUUGAAAGAAGAAUCUCUCAACACUGGAAGUAGUAACUUCGAUCAAAGACGUAGUCGAUUUGAUCUUGCCCGCAUGAUUAUUCUACACGGAUAUCCCUUGGCCAUGGUUGAACAUGUUGGUUUCAGAGCUUUUAUAAAAAACCUACAGCCCUUGUUUGAGCUUGUUACAUUGAAUCGGGUUGAGGCUGAUUGUAUUGAGAUAUAUGAGAAAGAGAGGAAAAAGAUGAAUGAGAUGUUGGAUAAAUUACCUGGAAAGAUCAGUCUUAGCGCUGAUGUGUGGACUGCAACAGAUUAUGCUGAGUAUUUGUGUUUGACAUCAAAUUACAUCGAUGAAUCAUGGCAGUUAAGAAAGAGGAUAUUAAAUUUUAUACAGAUUGAUCCUUCUCAUACUCAAGACAUGCUUUCACAAGCUGUGAUGUCUUGUUUGAUGGAUUGGGAUAUUGACCGUAAGUUGUUCUCCAUGAUUUUGGACAGUACUUCUACCUGUGAUAACAUUGCAUCUAGAAUCGGUGAGAGACUUAUGCAAAACAGGUUUCUUUAUUGUAAAGGUCAAUUAUUUGAUAUACGCUGUGUUGUGGAUAUUCUUAAUGUCAUGUCUCAGAUUGCUUUGGGAGGUAUAAGUGAGAUAGUCAAUAAGAUUCGUGAAACAUCUCGAUAUAUUAAAAGUUCACAAACUGUACUGGGAAAGUUCCAUGAGAUGGCUAAAGAAGUCGGGAUCAUGACUCAAAAAUGCUUAUUUCAAGAUAAUCCAACGCAAUGGAAUUCGACAUAUUCAAUGCUUGAAGCUGCUUUAGAAUUCAAGGAUGUUUUAAUUCUUUUGAAAGAAAAUAUCGGUGACUGUAAUAUCUCUUUAUCUGAAGGAGAGUGGGAGAGGCUCUCUUUAUCUGAAGUAGAGUGGGAGAGGCUCACCACAGUUACCGGCUACUUAAAGCUUUUUGUCGAGGUUAUAAAUAUUUUCACUAGGAGCAAGUAUCCAACUGCAAAUAUAUAUUUCCCCGAGCUCUGUGAUGUUAAGUUACAUUUGAUUGAAUGGUGCAAGAAUUCAGAUGCGUGUAUCAGUUCUUUGGUGUUGAAGAUGAGAAGCAAGUUUGACGAGUAUUGGGAAAAAUGCAGCUUAGGGUUGGCAGUUGCUGCCAUGUUAGACCCUCGAUUCAAGAUGAAGUUGGUCGACUAUUAUUAUCCCCAAAUCUAUGGUAGCAUGUCCGCAAGUCGGAUUGAAGAGGUUUUCGAGGGUGUGAAGGAUCUUUACAGCGAACAUUCCAUAGGCUCGCCCUUAGCUUCUCAUGACCAAGGAUUAGCCUGGCAAGUUGGUAACGGUAGUAGUCAACUUUGCUUGCCGUGGUCUGCGAAGGACUCAAGGGACAGGCUGAUGGGGUUUGACAAAUACCUCCAUGAAACUUCUCAAGGCGAAGGUGCAAAAUCAGAUCUAGAAAAGUACUUAGAAGAGCCUCUUUUUCCGCGUAACGUUGAUUUCAACAUAUUAAACUGGUGGAAAGUUCACACUCCGAGAUAUCCUGUCUUAUCCAUGAUGGCACGAAAUGUUCUAGGAAUUCCAAUGUCAAAGGUUGCACCGGAGUUGGCAUUUAACUAUAGCGGAAGGACCCUUGACCGUGAUUGGAGCUCACUUAGUUCGGCUACUGUCCAAGCUUUGGUGUGUUCACAGGAUUGGAUACGGAGUGAACUGGAAAACUAGAGGUUUUGCUUUUCCUAUGCAUUCUAACUGUACAUGCCAAUUCCCCCUUAGAAAUAUCGCCAUUGUAAGUUGGAUCUUCUUCUAACUUCACAUUUCAAUUUUCCUUACCUUUUGUCUGCAAGUUCUAUUUGUUUAGCUCACAACCUCAUGAAACUUAGCAACUUCAUCUAUGAUAACUUUAGAGCAUUGUUUUUUUGUUAAUAUUUUUGGUCACCUGUUGAAAACAAAGUAUCUUAUCUAGUGCGGCAAGAGAAGUGGUAAAUAUUUGUCGGUAUAGAACGACCAUUCUACUUCUGUCAAGAACAUCAAUUUUCCAAUAGUUUAAUUAUUUUCAGUUCCUCAAAUUGUAUUAGUUUUUGCUUUUUUCUUA